AACUGUCUGGUAGGUGUGUCUCAUUACAGUCACUGUCACGUCUUAUCUCAACAGCUGGGUGGAGUAAAAGUCGGGUCAGCUCAUACCUAGUGUGUGUAAUAAAGGAUUUCUCAGACAGCUCAAGUAUUUAAUGAACUUUUGGAGAGCAGGCCAGUCCUUUGGAAUGAAGUCUGAAGUCGUCUCAGUCCUUUUGGUCCUACAACUGAAUAGUGUUUGGACUGUCACAUGGACCGAAAGUGAUUAUUGAUUAUCUUUCAUUGUUACUUCUGUACUUUAAUUUUUAAUUCACAUAUAUUCGGAGCAGUUUGGGGUUUUAAAGACAUUUUAAAUCCGUUAUUGCGCUGGGGGAAGACUUUAUUAUAUUUCCAAGUGUGCUCGUUUUAACUGAAGCAGAAGAUGGGAAAAGAUACGCGGGCAUCGCAGGACAAAAACGCGCAGAAUUCGAUGGACAAUGGGCCACAUUUGGGAGCUGGGGGUCCAGAUGCCGCGCAGCAAAUUGAAUGCAGCAGCAUCCCAAACGGCGACAGCGGCUCUGCCGCCAAUACGCGUUUAUACAAGAAGCGCUGGAUGAUCGUGUUCCUGUUCAGCGCAUAUUCCCUGAGCAACGCGUACCAAUGGAUCCAGUACGGGAUCAUCAACAACAUAAUGAUGAAGUUCUACAACGUGGAAGCCUUCUCCAUAGACUGGCUGUCCAUGAUCUACAUGCUCACCUACAUCCCAUUCAUCUUCCCGGUCACCUGGCUCCUGGAUAAGAAAGGGCUGCGGGUCACAGCGCUGCUGGCCAACGCGCUCAACUGCGCCGGGACAUGGAUCAAGGUGGCCAGUGCCAAACCCAACUUGUUCGGGGUGACCAUGGUCGGACAGCUCGCAAGUUCCCUUGCCCAGGUGUUCAUCCUCGGGAUGCCCUCUCGCCUGGCGUCAGUCUGGUUCGGCGCGGAUGAGGUUUCCACCGCCUGCUCCAUCGGAGUUUUUGGGAAUCAGAUGGGUAUUGCCAUUGGGUUCCUGCUCCCACCCAUCCUUGUGCCUAAUGUGGACGAUAUCAAUGAGCUGGCGAACUACAUCAGAAUCAUGUUCUACAUCAGCGCAGGAGUUGCCACCCUCAUCUUUAUCCUCGUGGUCAUUGUGUUUCAGGAGAGACCGGAGAUCCCGCCCACCCAGGCCCAGGCUCAUGCCAGGAACAUCCCCCCCGGCGAGUACUCGUACACAGCUUCUGUCUUGAGGCUGCUGCGCAACAAGCCCUUCAUGCUCCUGGUGGUCACCUAUGGGCUGAACGUCGGCUGCUUCUAUGCUAUUUCCACACUGUUGAAUCAGAUGAUCAUUGAACAAUAUCCUGGUGAAGAAGUGAAUGCUGGGAGAAUUGGUCUGACUAUUGUUGUUGCUGGCAUGGCGGGGUCCAUCAUAUGUGGCAUUUGGCUGGACAAGACCAAAACAUACAAACAAACAACCUUGGCCGUAUAUCUCCUCUCUCUGAUUGGGAUGCUGGUUUACACCUUCACCCUCAACCUGGGUCACCUGUGGGUGGUGUUUGUCACAGCUGGAGUUUUAGGCUUCUUCAUGACAGGAUAUCUACCUCUGGGCUUUGAGUUUGCAGUAGAGCUAACCUAUCCAGAAUCAGAGGGAACCUCAUCCGGACUGCUUAACUGUUCAGCUCAGAUCUUUGGAAUCAUUUUCACCAUCUCUCAAGGGAAGAUUAUCGAUAGAUGGGGCACUUUAGCAGGAAACAUCUUCCUGAGUAUCUUCCUGCUAAUAGGAACAGUACUGACAGGAUUUAUCAAGUCCGACCUCCGACGCCAGAAGGCCAAUCUACAACAGUCUGAGGUGAAGGUAAUGAGUCCUACAGGCUCUGUGUCAUCGGUGCAGGACUACGGGGCCACAACGUGCAGCGGCCACAGGCAAUGGCGGUCUUGACAUAAACCCACAACCUCACUAAAAUCCAAACACACACCUUCCAAGGUAGGGGAACACCCUCUUUACACCAAGUUAACACCAGUAAUACCACACACGCAUGCACGCACGCACACAGACAGGCAGGCACACAACAGAGUAACAUGUGACAGUAAACAAACCUUAUCUUCAAUGUCAAAAUGCCACUCAAAUCUCCAGAACAUUCAACAAAAGUGUUACAAACCACAUUGUCUUUCAAUUUACAAAAAUAGAUGACAGGUAUUUUUAAUACUUGAGGUUAUUACUACUGAACUGCAGUACAUUCUGCUCCACUCCACAAUCAAAAUAAACAGGUUGAACAUAGAUUUAAUGCAAGAGAUUCAUGUUUUAAGGUGUUUAAUUAAUACUCUAAUGUACAGAAUAAUUUUGGUCUAUGUUAACGUUCUGUUGUCUUUCUGAAGGCUGUGAUGAGUUGAGAAUUUGUGUUUUCUGAUUUUAAAAAAACUACUACUUUUGCUCAUUUGUUGGAUGAUACAAUUGUAAUUGUUUUCUGUCCUCUUCCUUUACAGAAAGCAAAAGCUGAUCUAGAAGGAGCCGUCUCUCCCCCUGAAGUCCUGAAAGAGAGGAAGUUAUAAGGAGGAUAGAAUGUCAAAGAUACCUGUACAGAUUAAAGCAGAAAUACUGACACUGUCAAACAUAAACAUGCACACACAUAACAUACUGAGCAGCCCUCUGUGUCGCCUUAAACACCUGCAGACCUGAAUGCCACGCUCUGACCUGAACACUAGAGAUUCCCACUAAUAUCCCAAGUGCAACUUAGCUCAUCUCAAACAAAGCACAAGUCAAUCAUGCACAAUGGGAACACACUUGGAACCUCAAUGGUUUUUACACCCCUACACAAAAUCAUCUUUGUAAACAUUAUUGUAUCUAAUGUAGGCAUUUUAAAUGUCCUGUCAGUGCAAUGCAACUGCCACUUCAGUGACUCCAACAUUACUACACUCUUUCACUUAACUUUCGCAAGCUUUUACAGUCCCCCUCUGAUUAGUGUUAAUGUAGUGUUCUAUGCAUCUAAUGAGCAAUAUUUAAACUGUUUCCUCAUAUUGGACUAAUAAUGUGUGUAAGUGAACUGAGUCUUUACAUUGCUGAAGCAUUCUAUUGAGUGUUAGUGUUUAAUGCAGACUAAAGACUGUGCUGUUUUCCUGUCAUGGCAGUCAGAUCAACAAGGCUCAUCUCUGCCUGUCAUUCAGGAUCACAUGGAAGUAUUACUUCUGCAACCUGCUGAUUAUGAAUACGAUUGAUGCUGUGCAUCAGUUUUGUCCUUGUUUUACUGUAAGUGAUCUCUACAAGAUAUUUGGUGAUACAUAACUGGAUGAACAUGUGAGAGCCUCUGGAACAUGAAGAAUGAUGGCACAGCAGAAAACAUGAUGGAAGGCAAGUCGAUCUACUGCAGUUGUCAUUUUGCACAAGAAAAUGUUUUUAUGUGUGAUACUACUUAGCUUGUAAAAUUGUUACUGAGAAAUGAAGUUCAUGCUAUGUAACCAUUGUUUGUACAGUUUGUCAUUAACAUGUUUUACUUGAUGUGUUGUGAUAAGCUGUCUGGUGAUUUUACGGUUUUUAUGAUGAAUGUUGGGAGUUUUUCUUUCAGUGGUAUUUUAGUACAUUUUACAGUGCAGCACAAAUAUUAAAUGUUUGUCAAAAGAAAAAGAAAAAAAAACACAAUUACGCCCUCGGAAACAAGAUGUCUCACAACUUAUUUUUCACAUGUAGUUUAUAAAUACAUAUCAUCCAAAAUCUAAUCAUUUCAUUAUCUAAAAGUUUUAUAUGACAAUAAUUGGGUGUAGAAACAUUACAUAGCACAGAACAAACAUCGAGAGUAAUUGAUGAUAUUCGUGUUUAUGAGACUUUGCAAUGAAGAGCAUAGCAUAGUUUUAUACUGUAUAGUCAUCUGAGUUCUUUGGUAGAUCAUCACGUCAAACCAUUUUUGAUUGCACUGUGAACUGUAAAUUUAAUAAACAUUAAAUACAG
Messenger RNA from Sander lucioperca (pikeperch), 3909 nucleotides. It is a transcript of the gene flvcr2a, whose product is annotated as FLVCR heme transporter 2a. Lineage: Eukaryota; Metazoa; Chordata; Actinopteri; Perciformes; Percidae. Gene Ontology annotation, cellular component: membrane. Bases 397 to 1908 code for a protein of 503 amino acids. The transcript is spliced from 10 exons. The record is from RefSeq and is a predicted model, not a curated record. Gene Ontology annotation, biological process: transmembrane transport; heme export. Gene Ontology annotation, molecular function: heme binding; heme transmembrane transporter activity.